Molecule: messenger RNA, 1881 nt
Organism: Exophiala bonariae
Lineage: Eukaryota; Fungi; Ascomycota; Eurotiomycetes; Chaetothyriales; Herpotrichiellaceae
Exons: 1
Coding region: 1-1881 (626 amino acids)
Source: RefSeq, a predicted model, not a curated record
AUGGCAGAGGUGGCCGGCCUGGUGCUUUCCGCGGUACCCAUUCUUGCUGCACUUCAGCAGUAUGGAACAGUCCACAAAUUGUGCAAACGUUUUCGAAAGUGCAAAUCUGGCAUUGAUGAACUGAUCCAUUGCCUCUACAUGCAGCAAGUCAUAUUCAGCAAUGAGACAAGGCUGCUGCUGACUUCUGUCGUUGGCAUGGAUCGCGCGACUGCCAUGCUUCAAGAUUUGAAACACGCCUCAUGGUCAGACCCAAAGUUUUCCUCUCAGCUGGACAGCGUCCUAGGUGACUCAAAGCAGGCCAUCGUUGCUGCCGCUCAAAGCGCCCAUAAGAAGAUGAGAGAGUUCGAGGACGAUGUUCAAAAGCUGGAAGCUGCAAACUCAGGGGCUAGAACAGGUAGCAAGGAGUGGCGGAAGGCACUGCGCGCACAAUUUAAGUUUACCUUCACGGAAUCAAAUCUAACCCGUUUAGCCUGCUCCAUCACGCAAGCUACAACAGACUAUCGCGUCCUUCGAGCACAGCUGCAAGAAUACCUUGCCUCAUCACCAGACAUUGAUUCCAGUGGGCGAUCAUCGCUGGAGGUUGAGCGCAUACAAGCUACCCAAGAUGCAGCAACCCGAGUAUAUGAAAUACUGGUCACGGCGUGCAAAUUGCACAGUAAGCAUCAUGCUCGGUUCAGCCUAACGCCUAACUAUGUCUCGUCAUCAAUGGGCACCGAGAUCAAAUUUCAAAUUGCUUAUCGCCAUCUGUCGUCGACCCAAGCCCAAACCCAAAGAGACGUACUUUGGUUUGUGGUGGAGUCAAUUAUUAAUAGCACUAUCAAUACGAGGGCGCUGACUAUCGCACCAUUACUGACAACCGGCAGCCAGAAGUCGACAUCUAAGCGCCCACUGUCCCCGAUACUCAAGACUCUCCAGCUUGGAAGUUGCACAGGGGCAAAAGCCAAAAGAGUCCGUAUUCGCUCACCCUCACCACCUGCUGUAUCCGGACCCUCGAUCGCAGUAGGCCCUCUGACACUACCAAAUUUACCAGAAUUCAGCAAAACGAAUAACCUUUGCACUCAUCUGCGAGCUUGUACCAACAAGCAUCAUCCAGUUGGUGUUUGCAUCGGGUGGCUAGAAAAUUCAACUCAGUGGAAGCAUAGGGUGUUCCAUAGUCUAGGUCCUUCGACUCCAAAGGCGCUCAACAACGAGGAAGUGGAAACCUUGGCAGGGCUACUUACUUCCCUCACAUCAAGUCGAAAAGUCAAUAGUAGGCUUACUGUCCUACAACGACUUCGCCUUGCGAAGUUGCUAUCAACGGCAAUGCUGAACUUCAACGCCACCCCCUGGAUGCCACCAUUGUGGAGCAGCCAGGAUAUCGUGGUGUAUGAUGUGCCUCAGACGGGUGAAAACGAUCCGAAAGGCCUUGAAGUCUUUGUGGAAGUUCCGGUGCAGCCAACAGAGAGUCUGAAUCCAUCAGGAAAUUCUACUAAUCCCGGCCCCCCAGUGGUCAACCCGGCACAGCCGACAAUGUCUAUGAGCCAGCCGGCGGCUUUCGAUACUCUGGCACCCUGGGUCCGCAACUUAACGCUGUUCGGGCUUGGAGUAAUGCUCCUAGAGAUCGCAUUUGAAGCGCCGCUUCAAUCUAUGCGAACAGCCUCUGACGUGAUCCACGGAUACCCAGCAGCAAUCGUAGACCUGUUCACGGCGCGCAGACAGAGUGAAGAAGUUGCCACUGGCCUAGGAUUGAAAUACUCAGAGAUUGUGAAGAAGUGCCUCCACUGCGACUUCGGACAAGGUGCGGAUUUGAGCAAUCCUGGUUUACAGAAUGCUAUACAUCGCGAUGUUAUCUCUGAGCUUGAUCGACUUGAGGCGGGAUUUCAGCAGCUGGGUAUCCAAUGA